GGAACUUGAAGAUGAUCCCUAACGAGGAUUUUUAAGUUUCUGAAGUAGUGUAGUAUUUUCGGUCUUUUCAAUGACGUUCAAUGAUGUUUUUGACGCACGACCUGGUUGAUGCAAAUAGAGCAACUGGGCGACAGUCCCUUCCGAGUCAUAGCAGUGAAGUGUGGAGGAUGGACGGAUUACAGGGGGAAAUACAAGACUAAAAUCGGCCUCUGGACCCUCAUAUAGGAUCGCCAGUAUUUCCACAAACAAUGACCUUGUUUGAACAUUUUGAAGCUACAGAGCAGAUUGUCUUCCAGGAGAUCGCCAGUUGUUAGGAUGAAGACCUGUGAGGAAUGACCUCGUCUUCACCCACACUCUGAGAAAAUGCACUGGACUGGUGGAUACGUUUCAGUCUUCCUUCUGUCUUGUUUGACCUGUGACCUCAGCCAAGCUUUAUCAGAGGACACAUAUGGAAACACUACAAAGAACAUCACAACGGACGCAGGGUUGGUCCCAGCAGCCUUCACUGCAGUGAGCCAGCUCAUCGCCCGUGAAGGGAGCUGCGUGCUGAUUGACUGUAAUGUCACCGGAGAUCCGUUCCCCAGUAUUCAGUGGUUCAACUCCCAUGGAAAACGCCUGGAUACGGAGACCGAUGGCGGGAAGUUUUAUUUGCUGGACGACGGUGUCCUCAACAUCAGCAGCAUCCAGUUUGCUGAUCGAGGCAAAUAUACGUGCAUGGCCACCAACAUGUUGGGCAGCUCUAACUGCACAGUAACGCUGCGUGUGGUCUUCACCAAUGGAGACAUGGGGGUGUACUACAUGGUAGUGUGUCUGGUCACAUUCACCAUCAUCAUGAUACUGAAUGUCACUCGCCUCUGCAUGAUGAGCAGCCACCUCAAGAAGACGGAAAAAGCCAUCAACGAGUUCUUCCGCACCGAGGGCGCAGAGAAGCUGCAGAAGGCCUUCGAGAUCGCCAAGAGAAUUCCCAUCAUCACCUCGGCCAAGACGCUGGAGCUCGCCAAGGUGACGCAGUUCAAGACCAUGGAGUUUGCACGGUACAUUGAGGAGCUGGCCCGCAGCAUCCCUCUGCCGCCACUGAUUAUGAACUGCCGCACCUUCAUGGAGGAGAUCCUGGAGGUGGUGGGCGUGGAGGAGAUGAGGCACACCUUUGUCAGGCAGGUUCCCGAAGGUUGGCGCGAGGCGGCGGGGAGAGUGGCCUCCAUCACGCCCAGGGACGUCUUCACCAUCCUGCAGGAGAGGGAGAGAGAGAGAGAGCGAGGGCGGCAGAGGGAGCGCAGUGAGUCCCCCGCAGCCGACUCCGACAACUCCUCUGUACAGGAUCACCCACAGCAAAUUGCCAUUCAGGUGUCAGUGCACCCCCAGAUGGCUUCUGGGGCUUACUGUAGCAUCGAAGCUCCCCCACCACCAGAGGGCGCACUCUCCUUAACUUCCCCUACCUCCAUCCCGCCUCCUGCUCUGCAUCAUCCCGAGACAAAAGCCAGUGGUGAGAGUGGUGAGAGUGGUGAGAGUGGUGAGAGUGGUGAGAGUGGUGAGAGUGGUGAGAGUGGUGAGAGUGGGGACCAGGCCGCGGGAGAAACGACAGUGAACCAAGCUCCACCCUGUCAGGUGUUCUAUGAGAGCCAUGUGUGAUCCCACCCUGGACAACAGACCUGUCCUGCUAUGCACAAAAGUCCACAUGUCAUUUUCACUUCACUCACAUUUCAGGCUGUUCCACUGACUUAAUAAUGGUAAGUUUUUUUUGUUUCUUUUCUGCUUCCUGCUG
Messenger RNA from Cynoglossus semilaevis (tongue sole), 1762 nucleotides. It is a transcript of the gene mfap3l, whose product is annotated as microfibril associated protein 3 like. Bases 364 to 1629 code for a protein of 421 amino acids. The record is from RefSeq and is a predicted model, not a curated record. The transcript is spliced from 3 exons. Lineage: Eukaryota; Metazoa; Chordata; Actinopteri; Pleuronectiformes; Cynoglossidae.